AUGCCUACCGCCAACCCGGUCCUGAUCCAAGACAUCCCCCGCUCCCGCAAUGAACCGCCGCCAGUGUUCUUGAUCCACGAUGCCAGUGGUCUUCUCACCAGCUACUUCAAAGUCGGCACGCUGGGGCGUAAGGUGUACGGGAUAUGGGAUCCCAAGUUUGACGCCGACGGCAUUGGCGGCUGGCAGAGCGUCAAAGACAUCGCCGAAGCAUACAUCCGCCUCAUCAAACGGGUCAUGCUAAGAGGCGAGAUCGUGCUAGGAGGCUGGUCGUUUGGAGGCGUCCUCUCAGUCCAGAUCGCACACAUGCUGGCAACAUCCGGUCGAGGCCUACGUGUGUCUCGAAUCAUCCUCAUCGACUCGGUAUACCCUCGCUGCCCUCGACCGGAGGCCCAGAAAGAACCGGCAAAGCUUCAUCACGCCCCGGCUCUGCCCGGCAUCAACCAAGAGACAAGGGACAAGCUCAUGACCGCCCUCAUGCGCGCCACCUGCCUCUCGGAUCAAUGGGAUCCGCCCGCGUGGUCGAUGCCUCGCGCCGGGGUCCUUGGAACGGCGCGGUCGCGGGACGUCGACCCCAAUCCGCCACAUGUCGUGUUGAUCAGGGCUAAGAGCAUGGUGCCGAUGGCUGAGCCUGGCGAGAAGUGUCCCCUGGACAGGACUAGGUUUCUGCCGCAACUGGGCUGGGAAGACAUGCUGGAAGGCUUUGUGGAGCAGGUCAUUGAGACUUCCGGGAACCAUUACAGCGUCUUUGACCAUGAACAUGUCAGUUUUGACGGAACUUAUUCCUUGGAGAACUUCAUCCGUCGCUAA
This is a messenger RNA of Colletotrichum higginsianum IMI 349063, 807 nucleotides long. RefSeq names its product Thioesterase. The record is from RefSeq and is a predicted model, not a curated record. The transcript is spliced from 2 exons. Lineage: Eukaryota; Fungi; Ascomycota; Sordariomycetes; Glomerellales; Glomerellaceae. The coding region runs from base 1 to 807 and encodes 268 amino acids. Gene Ontology annotation, biological process: biosynthetic process.